Culex pipiens pallens (northern house mosquito) is the source of this 4633-nucleotide messenger RNA. It is a transcript of the gene Sur-8, whose product is annotated as leucine-rich repeat protein soc-2 homolog. The transcript has 4 exons. NCBI's taxonomy places the organism in Eukaryota, Metazoa, Arthropoda, Insecta, Diptera, Culicidae. The record is from RefSeq and is a predicted model, not a curated record. Gene Ontology annotation, molecular function: protein phosphatase 1 binding. Bases 422 to 2125 code for a protein of 567 amino acids.
ACCCGUCCGGGUUGUUCCGUGCAGUUUUUUGUGCAAAUAAAAUAAACCAGGCAAAAGCAGUUACGAUCGGAUUGAGUACACAUUCUAUACUACCAAGGAGUACGUGUUAGAGGAAAAGAAGCUGGAAUUUGAGAUUAAUUUCUCUGGAUCUCGCUGGUGUGUGACAAUUUGCAUCGUACACGUCUGAACUGCACGUCAAGAGAUAACGACGCUCCUAUCAGCAAGCAACGUGCGAGUGGCCGUCCCGUGACGAGACAGAGAGAGAGACAAGCAUGGAUCGCUGCUAGGAGGUCUCCGCGAAAAAAAAAUCAACGUCCAACAGUCACUGUAGAUAACACGUUGCGUGAUUGCACCACAGACAAAGUCAGCGAAGACCUUGGGCAGAACACGAACGACCUCCCCAAAAACGAACGAACGAGGCAUGAAUCUGGGAAGUUCCGGUGGAACGAGCACUUCCGGACACACAAGCAGCGGUUACUCGUCCGGUAACGCACCCGGAACGUCCUCGUCGUCCACCGGAGGAGGAGCAACCAGCAGCGAAAUGCCCGCCGAAAUCCGUCCCAAGGUGGUCACAGUGAAGCACCCCGAGUCGAACAAGCCCAAGCCGACCACCAAAAAGGGCAAAGCGAUCCAGGCCGAUGUGGAUGUCAUCAAGGAGUUUCAGCGCUGCAAGGAGGAAAACAUCCUUCGACUGGACCUCAGCAAAUCCUCCAUUACCGUCAUUCCACCGUCCGUCAAGGAUUGCACCAGCCUGAUUGAGUUCUACCUGUACGGCAACAAAAUCAGCUCCCUCCCCGUAGAAAUCGGCUGCCUCUCCAACCUGAAAACCCUGGCCCUCAACGAAAACUCGCUCACCUCCCUGCCGGACUCGCUGCAGAACCUGAAAGCGCUCAAAGUGCUCGACCUGCGGCACAACAAGCUGUCCGAAAUCCCCGACGUCAUCUACAAGCUGCACACGCUGACCACGCUCUACCUGCGCUUCAACCGGAUCAAGGUGGUCGGCGACAAUCUGAAGAACCUCAGCAGCCUGACGAUGCUCAGCCUGCGCGAGAACAAAAUCCACGAACUGCCGGCCGCGAUCGGGCACCUGCGGAACCUCACCACGCUCGACCUGUCCCACAACCACCUGAAGCAUCUGCCCGAGGCGAUCGGCAACUGCGUCAACCUGACGGCGCUGGACCUGCAGCACAACGACCUGCUCGACAUUCCCGAGACGAUAGGAAAUCUGGCCAACCUGCAGCGGCUCGGGUUGAGGUACAACCAGCUGACGGCGAUUCCGGUCUCGCUGCGCAACUGCAUCCACAUGGACGAGUUCAACGUGGAGGGCAACAGCAUCAGCCAGCUGCCGGACGGGCUGCUGGCCAGCUUGAGCAACCUGACCACCAUCACCCUGUCGCGGAACGCGUUCCACAGCUACCCGUCCGGUGGGCCGGCCCAGUUCACCAAUGUGACCAGUAUUAACAUGGAGCACAACCAGAUCGACAAGAUUCAGUACGGCAUCUUUUCGCGCGCCAAAGGACUCACCAAGCUGAACAUGAAGGAGAACGCGCUGACGUCGCUUCCGCUCGACAUUGGCACCUGGUCCCAGAUGGUGGAGCUUAACUUUGGCACGAACUCGCUCGCCAAGCUCCCGGAUGACAUCCACUGCCUGCAGAACCUGGAGAUUUUGAUCCUGUCCAACAACAUGCUGAAGCGAAUCCCGAACACGAUCGGCAACCUGAAAAAGUUGCGCGUGCUCGACCUCGAGGAGAACCGGCUGGAGUCGCUUCCGUCGGAGAUCGGCCUGCUGCACGACCUGCAGAAGCUGAUCCUGCAGUCGAACGCCCUCCAGUCGCUUCCCCGCACCAUCGGACACCUCACCAACCUGACGUAUCUGUCCGUCGGCGAAAACAACCUCCAAUAUCUGCCGGAGGAAAUCGGCACCCUCGAGAACCUCGAGUCGCUCUACAUCAACGAUAACGCCUCGCUGGUGAAACUCCCGUACGAGCUGGCCCUGUGCCAGAACCUGGCCAUCAUGAGCAUCGAAAACUGUCCCCUGUCGGCGCUUCCGCCGGAAGUGGUGGGCGGCGGGCCCAGCCUGGUCAUACAAUAUCUGAAGCUCCACUCGCCCUACCGACAGAUGUGAUUUGGUACAGACAAUUUAACGCUGGACAUUGUCGCCAACGCCGGCAUGCAGGCCGCCGCCCUGGUCGCGUUCGUCCGGGCGGCCCUCGUCUAGGCACCGGCACCGAUCGAACGAAGGGGACACGAGGGAAACGAGAGUUGUGUUUUUUAUUUUUGUUCGAACGAAAAAAAAGUAACUUCUUAGUAAGGAAAAAAAAAAACAGAAAAAUCAAUGUGAUUUAAAAAAAAGCUUUAAUAAUAUUGCUAUUAAACAAAACAAAAAAGGAAGAAACCAUAACAUUUAAAAUAAUCAAGUGCGAAGCAGUGAGUCGUGCAUGUAAACACAGAGUUAGAGUUAUUUGCAAAACAAACAAAACAAAAAUGAAAUCAACGUAUUUAAAUGCAUAAAAACAAACAGUAACAGUAAAAAGUGAAUGGUUAAAGUAUAUAAUAUAGUUCAAGAAGCAGCAACAAGCCAUUACAAUUUGACUUAAAGUGAGAGUGUGUGUACAAAAGUUGUUUUUUUUUUUCGGUUGGUCGUUGAAGAGAAUGGAGACGGAAAAGCAUCGCCGGUGUUCGGAAGAGAAGGAUGCUUGCUUGUGGAACUCUUCCGAAGCAUCUGUUUGUUUUAGUUUUGUGAAACCAAACACCGGCAGCAGUAGACGAAAUCCGCAAACCUAAAAAAAAACCUGAUCGCCUGACCACCCAAAAACCAGCUGGGAACCAGCAACGACGGCAAAGUAUCACAUUUCCAGCCGCUUCAUCCCUUUUCCUGUUUGUGAUUUUUUCUUUAGUUUUUGGUUAAUUUUCGCCACAUUUGUGUUAGGUUGAGCCAAAUUUCAAAACAACCAUACAAACAUUGAUCUCAGUGCAGCAAAACAAAAAAAAAAAAAAAAACGGUGCAUGCAAAUCAGACCUCUCUCUAUACUUUGUUUGUUUAAUUAACAUUGAUGGUUUUAAAAAUAGUUGCGUUGAAAAUCCUGAAUGCUGACAUCACAAACAAUUGUAACUUCUUGUGCGCAAAUCUAUUGUAACUGUGUCUGUGUAAGUAUACAUAACGAAUAAUAGUGACGAAAGUAAAAUUUAUUUUUAUGUUUUUUUAACGCUGAAGAUUAAGCAAAAAUCUACGAAUAAUCGAUUUCAAAGGCAAUCAGUUUUUCAAUUGUUCUACAAUAAAGCGAAACACAAAUAUUUGACACAAACACAAAAUAAAAAAAGCAUGUUGAUAGAUUAUAGUUAUUAGGUUGAAAGUAUUUAAGUUUAACAUUUGUUCCAAAGGUGCUCAAACUUUUUUUUAAACGAUUUGACGUUUGACACCAGCAAGUCGAUAAAAAAGGCAAUUUGUAGCAUUUAGUUUUCAUUUGAACCCGAACUGGGAACGGUAGCAAAAAAAUAUCACUGAAGGCGGCAUUACACUGCGGAAGCUUUUGUGUCUGUCAAAAAAGAUUUUCAGAUUUCCGUAGUGGAACAGGAAACGUUGAAAUGUGCAAACAAAGUUUCCCGCAGUGGAAUACCUCCUUCAUUUUAAGGCGAAUUGGGACGCAAAUAAAAAUGGCAACGAAUUAAAAGCUUUUGUUUAAUCUUAUUUGAAUGUUUUGCCAUCACCUAGUGAAUCGCAGGUAAAACAUGGUGGCGUCGCCACCCAAAUUCGGGUGAAAAUGCACAAUUUGUCUGUGGUUUCCACCGUAAGCUUAAGUUUGGUAGGAUUAGUUGGACUGUGCGGGGUGGAUUCUGUAACGGGACACAGCGAUCGUCACCCUUCGACACAAAUUUGACUUUAUUUUUUUUUACACGCCUUGUUAUACAAACACUUGCAUUUGUUUGACAACAAAACUUUGCAUUCCUUAGAGAGAGAAAAAAAAGCAAAACAACUUUUUCUAGUCAGCAAACGAAACUUUUGACAAAAACAAAAAAUGGUUGAAGUUUGAAGGGAAAAACAAACAUUAUUGUCCAUUAUGGUUGAUUAGAGUUAGCAACUUGAAAAAAAGAAUCACGUAAAUAAGAGAGGAAAAACAAAAUGGCCUAAUAAAGUUGUAGUGAAAAGAUACAAACAAAACACUAUUGUGCAAAGUAAAAAGAACAUGCUGAAAAUUAGGGAAAAUUAUCAACAAAAAACAAACAGUGUAAACAAGCAAACAAACAAUGAAUAAGUGAAAGUGAAGAACACACACACACACAUGAGUUGUACUACAUUUAAGGCAAAACCAGAGUCAAAAGUGAAAAAGCGAAAGCAUUAAAGUAAUCUUUUUACGAGCGCCAAAAACGCUGCAGCAAAGACAUCGGAAAUCGUUCUUGACACAAGUUCCUUUGAUUUUUCUGGGCAAAAAGAAAAAAAAAUCAACUUAACAAACUCAAAAUUUCACACCGUACUAUAUAUUACUCAAAGAGCAACUAAAAAGAAUGGAAAGAAUAUAUUAAAAACAAAAUCAGUGCCAUGUUUUGUUACAAUCCUAAAAUCAAAGAUUUUAGUUGAACUGCCGGACUUGUUUGAAAAGUGAGAUUACAACAAAGAGAAAAAAAAAACGGAAAA